AUGGAGAACAAGCUUAACUCAUUCGAGUCGAAAUUCGAUAGCUUAGUCGAGGCUCUCAGAAGUAACCAGCGAUAUAAUGGGCCCGAACUAGAGGGACCUCCGAAGUUCCCAGCUAUCAAGGACUCUUCACUGGGUGGACACAGUUACUCGAACAGUAUAGCAUCUACACCUGAUUCUUCAGAGUCAGAGAGAAGUCUGGAAGGAAAGCGUUCAGCCCACCAAGACUACUUUUUACUCAAAAGAAGACGCACGGAGCAAGAGGAUUUUCGUGACUCUGUCAUCACACUUCAAGAAGCUAAGCUUUUGUUCCGGUUUUUUGAUACAAAUAUCUCCCAACAGUUGUUCGGCUUCGAAAUCGACAAGUUACAAGUUAGUCAGAUUUGGGUAACAUCACCGUUACUCAUUUGCGCCGUCUGCUGCAUAGCAGCAAUGCACUAUCCUGACCCCGAAAUCUCAACCAAACAAGCUGCAUUGCAGCAACACUUACAUAAGCUUUGCUCUGGUAUUCUCUUCCAGCCAAAGCCCAAAUCCGACACUGAAGGUUUUAACAUUAUUUUGGCCCUUAUUCUUUGCAGUUUUUGGUUAGCAGACUCUCAAAGAUUCACUGGCUUGGCUCUUCAGUUAGCAAAAGAAUUCGGUCUCAACAGGCCUGUUUCUGAAUCCGAUGAUCAAAGCACUCUCAAUCCAAAAGAUCGCUUGAAGUUGUGGUACCUUCUUUACGUCCUUGAUGGCCAGCAGUGUAUGUCGCUCAAUAGGCAGUCUCUCUUUGAUUCUGAUGACUAUUCGAUUACGCAUAGCCGAAAGUUACUUCUCAGGGAUAAGAAACCUCUCGAGAUUUCUGAACAUGCCGAUUCUGAUGCUUCAAAGGACAAGGCAGUUGUUCCAUCGCAAAAUAGUGCCGUCAAAGCCGAAGACAGUAAGUCAAAUAUUUCUCACUUGACUGACUUGCGCUUGGUCUCUCAAGUUGAGUACAACGUCGCUAUAAGGGAAGCAUUCAAGGGUAACGCAUGGGACCUCAUCGCACCAAGUGCUUUCGGCAUACCAUCCAAAUCUAAUUUGGAGCUCGACAAAUGGAUGGUCUCGUGGACUGUUCUACUCGCACCCGUCAACAAUGGAGCAGUGUGGCUGUCAAAGUCGACACUUAUUUACUACAACUUUGCAAAGAUGCAUAUCAAUUGUUCUGCUUUAAGAGAACUUCAGGUUGAGACUGGUCUGGAGAGUGUCAUAUUCCCAAAGUGGGAGCGGUACCAUCAAUUGAGGCAAAAAGCUGAUCUUGUGACAGACCAAGCCCACAAACAAGAAGUGUCUGAUUCAGACGACAGUGACGACGAGGAUGAGCUCAUAAGUAAUAGGGAGCUCAUUACUCAUGAUCAGACUCUUCUUAGUCUCAAUAUAGCCAUGAAUGCUGCUCAGACUGUUCUCAAUCUUGUCUUGAGUGACAAAGACAUCCUCAAUAAUUUGAGGUAUGUACCCUUGCAUAUUCAUAUCAUGCUUUACUAUGCUGCUUUAUUGCUUGUGAACCCUCCUCCCACUGAUGGAAGAAAAGUGGAAGACAUAAAGCAAGACUCAUACUUCAUUAAGAUUAUCGAGAGUUUGAGGACCGCAAAAUUGCUACAAAAGAAAAUAUACAUGAACUUGCCGACUGACAAAAGCUUCGGUAACAGGUUCAUAGAGAGUCUUGACGAUGUCAUAGUUGAUAGAAGUCGGCGCUUGAAAGUGGAGCUUGAAGAGUCCGAGCUUCCUUCGUCGACCAAAUCUGAACUUUUAGAGCAGAUGUCAAGCUUGCAAUUCUUUGAUGAUCGACUUGAGGUAUUGAAUGGUUCCAAGAGUAGCAGCAGAGAAUCUUCUCCCAGAGCGGCCGGUAUUGCAGCAUGGCCGGGCUCGCAUCAUGGUCACCCAUAA
This is a messenger RNA of Candidozyma duobushaemuli, 1902 nucleotides long. RefSeq names its product Zcf30p (gene ZCF30). Gene Ontology annotation, molecular function: zinc ion binding; DNA binding. Gene Ontology annotation, biological process: DNA-templated transcription. The transcript has a single exon. NCBI's taxonomy places the organism in Eukaryota, Fungi, Ascomycota, Pichiomycetes, Serinales, Metschnikowiaceae. Bases 1 to 1902 code for a protein of 633 amino acids. The record is from RefSeq and is a predicted model, not a curated record.